Ipomoea nil (Japanese morning glory) is the source of this 1177-nucleotide messenger RNA. RefSeq lists its product as uncharacterized. Lineage: Eukaryota; Viridiplantae; Streptophyta; Magnoliopsida; Solanales; Convolvulaceae. The transcript is spliced from 4 exons. Bases 470 to 886 code for a protein of 138 amino acids. The record is from RefSeq and is a predicted model, not a curated record.
AUAUUGAUAUUAUAUAGGAUGACAUGCAACAAUAUAAUUGAAUAUGUUCAUGAACAAGUUAAUGAACAUGUUACAACUCCAUCAUUCUCUUCAAGUCAACCAAUAGAAAGUAACAAUCUCUUACUGAACAAGUAAUCACUGUUGAACAGGAGGAGAUUAUGUUGAAGCCUUGAUCGAUCUUGGUGUCAUUUUAGACAUUGUUAUGAUGUAUUGGUUGGUUUUGAUUUUAGACAUUGUAUUUAACUUGUGUUGUAAGAUUUUUAUAUUUUGGACUUUAUGGAUUUGUUGUUAUUGAUUGGUUUUCAUGUGAAGUAUUGGACUAGUUAUCAUGUUGACAUGUUAUUUAAUAUGUUUUAUUGUUGAUUUGUCUUAAAGCUUAUUGGCUUUGAAGCCUUUUUAAUGGCCUACAUAUUAAUAGAGUUUAGGGUUUUUAUUAAGGAGCGGGCAAACUGAUCUGGCAAUAAUAGCCAUGACUACGGAAGAGACAUCAAAGAACAAUAAACGACCUCAAGUGGUGAAGAUGGACAGAGCAUUCAAAUUGGCAGAACAAUGGGUUAAUAAUAUGGGUAAAUCAUCAGAUGAUGAUAAACCAAAUGGAGCCAUUCUAGAGAGUCGGCCUCCUAGGCUUGGAAUUGGUGCAAUAGUUCCUCGUGAAUCUAAACACGUACGUUCAAAUGAUCCCUUAGAAAGAAAAUUGCGCGCUACAUUGAAUGCUAAAGAAAGGAAAGCUGAAAGGAGGGCCGACGAACGUGCAAUAUCUGCCAAUGACAAAAGGGUUGAUGAAGACAGUGACGACGAGGAAUCUGAAAGCAAAACCAAAGCAUUUUCCAAGAAGAGACCUGCAGUUCUCCCCUCUCCUCUUAAUCCUAAGAAGAAACAGAAGUAGAACAUAAACAGAGCAGGUGCAUGACAUUGUUUAGAAGUCAUUGUAUCCUAUAUGCUUGCUGGGCUCUUAUGUAGGGACUUGGACUUGGGAACAAUAUUGUUUAGGUUAUAGCCCAGUAAACAUAUGUAGUAGAUUAGUACCUCCCAAAUCACAAGUACUUAGCCUGCUUUCUUCAAUGAAGAGGCCCAUCUUUGAUGGAAACCUUAUUAUAAUCACUGUUUAAAACCAAAGCCCAGUAUAUGAUUUCUGACUGGAAGGCAUGAAAGCAGGGCAAAUUGUAUUACAAUUGGA